AUGGACCCCUUCAGCCCCGAAGGCGAACUCGUCAACAUCCACACGGCCUUUAUCCAAGGCCAAUACACCUCCGUCCUCUCCGACUUCACCCCCUCGGACUUCUCCCCCUCCAACGCCCUCCCCAUCCAAAUCCUACAAUUCCGCGCCCAACUCGCUCUAGGACAAAACUCCGCCGUCCUCGCAGCAAUCUCCGCCUCGGACGCGAAAUCCACCCCGGACCUCGCCGCAGUCCGCGCAUUAGCAGCAAACGACCUUGCAGCCGCCGAACAACUCGCAGAGACCGCAGGAGAUAAUCUGACGGUGCAAUUGCUUUGUGGCACACUUCUCGCAAAACAUGGAAAGCAUGAAGAAGCCCUCGCUUUACUCGCGAAACAUCAGGGAUCUCUAGAUGCAGUGGCCCUGAUCAUUCAAAUCCACCUCGCACUCAACCGCGUCGAUCUCGCGGUCAAAGAAGCCAAAUCCGCGAGAAGUUUCGCCCAAGAUGCUCUAUUGGUCAAUCUCGCGGAAGCGUGGAUUGGAAUGCGGCAAGGGGGAGAGAAUUAUCAAAAGGCAUUCUAUGUCUUUGAGGAAUUGGCCCAGGGACCAAGUUCGAGGAGUCAAAUGUCGUUGACGCAGCAGGGGGUGAGCGAAUUGCACAUGGGACGGGUGGAAGAGGCCGAAGUGGCGCUGGAUGAGGCGUUGAAGUUGGGAGAAGGGGACGAGAGUGUGUUGGCGAAUAAGGCCGUGUUAGAGACGAUUGCCGGGAGGGAUGGAGGGGAGUGGAUUGGGAAGCUGAGCGAGGAGAGUGAAAUGGUGCAGGAUUUGAAGGCGAAGAGGGAGGCUUUCCAAUUGGCCAUGGGAAAAUAUACGCCCAAGUUCGCCGCUGCUGCUGCUUGA
Molecule: messenger RNA, 876 nt
Organism: Ramularia collo-cygni
Lineage: Eukaryota; Fungi; Ascomycota; Dothideomycetes; Mycosphaerellales; Mycosphaerellaceae
Product: related to coatomer epsilon subunit
Exons: 1
Coding region: 1-876 (291 amino acids)
Biological process (GO): intra-Golgi vesicle-mediated transport; endoplasmic reticulum to Golgi vesicle-mediated transport; retrograde vesicle-mediated transport, Golgi to endoplasmic reticulum
Cellular component (GO): COPI vesicle coat
Molecular function (GO): structural molecule activity; protein binding
Source: RefSeq, a predicted model, not a curated record